This is a messenger RNA of Marasmius oreades (fairy-ring Marasmius), 870 nucleotides long. RefSeq lists its product as uncharacterized. The record is from RefSeq and is a predicted model, not a curated record. The coding region runs from base 1 to 870 and encodes 289 amino acids. Gene Ontology annotation, cellular component: nucleus. Lineage: Eukaryota; Fungi; Basidiomycota; Agaricomycetes; Agaricales; Marasmiaceae. The transcript is spliced from 5 exons.
AUGGCUAAGCGCAAACAGAACAACGAAAGCGUCUCUGACGAUGAAUCCUCAGACGUUAGCAUGAUCAACGUCGAUUUCGACUACUUCAAUCCAAACCCUGAUGUUGAUUAUCAGGCCAUAAAACGACUUCUGGGCCAGCUGUUCCAACGAGAUGCAGACGCAUUCCAUCUACAUGAGCUCACUGAACUCAUUCUGAGUCAACCCGGUAUCGGCUCGACGAUCAAAACGGAUGGAAAAGAGAGCGAUCCGUACGCUCUGUUGACGGUUCUGAACAUGCAUAUGCAUAAGGAUCACCCAUCUAUCAAAGCUCUUACCUCUUACAUCCUCGAAAAAUCUUGCUCGAACUCUAGUUUCCACAGUUACCUACACGGGCUUUUCUCUCAGACCGAAAAACAUGUUGGACUGGUCAUUUGCGAACGCCUAGUUAAUAUGCCCGUAGAAACCAUUCCUCCGAUGUAUCGCAUGUUGACCGACGAGCUCAAGGCAGCCAUAUCUCAGAACUCGGCCUUCCAAUUCACCGAUCUAAUUUUCAUAUCCCGAACAUAUCAUCUCACGGAAGAAGACGAGUCUUUCUUGAUCAAUAACGCCACAGUCAGGACUUCUUCCAAGAAACGUUCCAAAAAGUCACAGGAACCACCCGAGGAAAAGAGACCUGCCGAUGGGAUAUAUGAUUUCCACCCUGAAGACGUUCACAUAAAAGCAUUGGCGAGCUACUGUGCAGACUAUGAAUUUAACAGAGCCCCGAGCGAACCUCGAGACAAGGAAUCUUUUGGGCUCGAUACACGAGCCAGGGUGAUCAUUGUUCCAGUAUCUCGGUUUGAGGAACUCGUGAAGCGAAUGAAUGCAGCAUAUGCGGUUAACGGAUCUUGA